GUGUGUAAGAGUGAGAGUACGCAACCGAUCCAACAUGUAUACGGCUCUCUUAUUGCUGCGGUCGGCCAAGCCCGGCGCGGCCUUCCUGAGAAGAUUCUCCUCCUCGACCAACCUGCCGCUCUCGCUUAAUCACGUCUCGGGCAACCGAGUGGACCUUCGCCGGGAACUACAGACGGGCGAUAGGCCACGGCGCGCGACUUUCACCGAGCGCAACCAGCUGAAGUUCGCUCGAAGGAUGGUGGUGAAGCUCGGCAGCGCGGUGAUAACUCGCGAGGACGAGCACGGACUCGCCCUGGGAAGACUCGCCAGUAUCGUCGAGCAGGUAGCCGAGUGCCACAACGAAGGCCGAGAGUGCAUCAUGGUGACGAGCGGUGCCGUCGCCUUCGGCAAGCAGAAGCUCGCCCAGGAACUCCUCAUGUCGCUUUCCAUGCGCGAGACCCUCAGCCCCGCUGACCAUACCAGGGAGCACGCAUCUACGAUGCUGGAGCCCAGGGCCGCUGCUGCCGUCGGUCAAUCAGGCCUCAUGUCCCUUUACGACGCGAUGUUCGCCCAGUACGGGGUGAAACUCGCUCAAGUGCUCGUUACGAAGCCCGACUUCCUUAACGAAGAGACCCGUAAGAACCUGUUCAGCACCCUCAGCGAGCUCAUCAGCCUGAACAUUGUGCCGAUCAUCAAUACCAACGACGCUGUCUCCCCGCCUCCCCAGGCCGACGAGGAAGUCGCCGGUGGCGGUGGACGCCGUGGCAUCUCCAUCAAGGACAAUGACUCCCUCGCAGCGAUGCUCGCGGCCGAGGUCCAAGCCGACUUACUCAUCCUCAUGAGCGACGUCGACGGCAUCUACAAUCUGCCACCCUGGGAGGAUGGUGCCAAGCUCCUGCACACCUUCAGCUCCGACCAGCGCGGCUCCAUCACCUUCGGCCAAAAAUCCAAGGUCGGUACCGGUGGCAUGGACUCCAAGGUCAACGCUGCCCUCUGGGCCCUCGACCGCGGCGUCUCCGUCGUCAUUUGCAAUGGCACUCAGGAGAAGGCCAUCAAGAGUAUUAUGGGCGGUAGAAAGAUCGGAACUUUCUUCACCGAGACCACCAGCACCUCCGCGCCCGUCGAAGUUACCGCCGAGAAUGCUCGUGUGGGUAGUCGCGUGCUUCAGUCGCUCCUUCCGGAGGAGCGAGCUGGCUGUAUCAACACCCUGGCCGACCUCUUGGAGUCCCGGCAGAACGACAUCCUCGACGCGAACGGUCGGGACGUUGACGAGGCCCGGAAGACCGGACUGGCCAAGCCCCUGCUCUCGCGUCUCUCUCUGACAUCCUCGAAGCUUAAGUCACUGCGCGACGGCCUCCGCCAGAUCGCCGACUCCUCCCUUACCAACGUCGGCCGCGUCGUCAGACGCACACGGCUCGCCGAUGGCCUCGACCUUAAGCAGGUCACCGUCCCCAUCGGUGUCCUCCUCGUCAUCUUCGAGUCCCGGCCCGACAGUCUGCCUCAGGUCGCGGCACUGGCCAUGUCUAGCGCUAACGGCCUGUUGCUAAAGGGCGGCAAGGAAGCCGCGCACAGCAACCGAUGUUUGAUGGACCUGGUGAAGGAGGCCCUGAGCUCCGUAGGCGCCGCUAACGCCAUAUCCCUGGUAUCGACUCGCGAGGAGAUCGGCGACCUCCUCUCGAUGGAGCAGCACAUCGACCUCAUCAUCCCCAGAGGCAGUUCCGAGCUCGUUAGAUCGAUCCAGUCUCAAUCUAAGCAUAUACCAGUUCUUGGCCACGCGGAGGGCAUCUGCCACGUCUACGUGGACAAGGAGGCCGAUUUGCAGAAGGCCCUGAAGAUCAUCCGGGAUUCAAAGUGCGAUUACCCGGCGGCUUGCAACGCCAUGGAGACGCUUCUCAUUCACGAGAAUCACAUGACCGGGAGCUUUUUCUCGGACGUCUGCAGCAUGCUCCAGAAGGAGGGGGUGAAGAUCUACGCCGGCCCGAAGCUCCGCAAGCACAUGACUUUUGGACCGCCGGCGGCCAAGAGCAUGAAGAUCGAGUACGGGGCACUCGAGUGCACAAUCGAGGUUGUGCCGAGCAUCGAGGAGGCGGUGAAUCACAUUUACAAGUACGGCAGCGGACACACGGAAGUCAUUAUCACCGAGGACUCGAGGAACGCCUCCCUCUUCCAGCGCGAGAUAGACAGCGCCUGCGUCUUCCACAAUGCCAGCAGCAGAUUCGCCGACGGCUACAGAUUCGGUCUCGGUGCCGAGGUCGGUAUCUCGACGGCGAGAAUCCACGCGAGAGGCCCAGUCGGAGUCGACGGUCUCCUCACCACCAAAUGGGUCUUAAGUGGCGAUGGUCACGCGGCUUCGGACUUCGCCGAUGGCGGCUCAAGGACUUACUUGCAUCAAAGUCUACCACUCGACGAUAAGGCGUGAUAACAUACUUAUUCGCACUUUGACAACUUGUUGUUCAUCGAUUUGUAAUAAGCGACAUAUGUAGGAAUAUAUUAUUAUUAUUAUUUAUUUAGACAAUUGUACAUUUAAUUUGUGAUUACUAAAGUUUAAGCAUUACAUGAUGGGACAGGCCACUGAUUGCUUUUUUCUCGCUUUACUGUAUAGCACUUGAUAUUUAUACUAUAUUUUUCUAUCGCCG
Messenger RNA from Ceratosolen solmsi marchali, 2615 nucleotides. It is a transcript of the gene P5CS, whose product is annotated as Delta[1]-pyrroline-5-carboxylate synthase. Bases 35 to 2398 code for a protein of 787 amino acids. Lineage: Eukaryota; Metazoa; Arthropoda; Insecta; Hymenoptera; Agaonidae. Gene Ontology annotation, cellular component: mitochondrion; cytoplasm. The record is from RefSeq and is a predicted model, not a curated record. The transcript has 7 exons. Gene Ontology annotation, molecular function: glutamate-5-semialdehyde dehydrogenase (NADP+) activity; ATP binding; glutamate 5-kinase activity.